Rhopalosiphum padi (bird cherry-oat aphid) is the source of this 1161-nucleotide messenger RNA. RefSeq names its product dynein axonemal heavy chain 10-like. The transcript has 6 exons. Gene Ontology annotation, molecular function: ATP binding. Bases 25 to 1161 code for a protein of 378 amino acids. Lineage: Eukaryota; Metazoa; Arthropoda; Insecta; Hemiptera; Aphididae. The record is from RefSeq and is a predicted model, not a curated record.
GAUGAAAGUUAUACAGUGAUAGCAAUGAAAACAUUUAAUGAUGAAGUAUUAGUAUUUAAAAAUGCUGUGAUAAUUAAAAAUACUGUAGACAGAUGGAUGCAUAAAGUUAUUGAUCAAAUGCGAAAAUCAAAUCGUUUUAUGAUUAAAAAAGCUGUAUUGGAUUUAGGAUUUGUCUCAAAUUCAAGUAAUAGAUUUGAUUGGAUAAAUAAUUUUCCACUAUCAGUUUGCUUAACUGCAGAUAAUGUGUGGUGGACUGUUGAAGUAGAAAAUGUUUUUAAUGAAAUUAAAUUAGGUAACCGUUUAAGCAUGAAACAAUAUUUGAACCAAUUGAAUAAAAAAAUCAAUGAUAUAGUUUUACAAAGUAGAAAAGAAAUGUUGGAAAAUAGAAGAAAUAAAUAUAGUUCUAUAAUAAUUUUAGAUGUUCAUCAUAGGGACAUUAUUGAAUCAUUUGUUAUAAACAAUGUGAUUUUUGGAAAAUCAUUCGAAUGGGACAGUGUUAUUAAAACAUACUGGAUAAAAAGCAAGGACAAUUUAUAUUUAUCACAGUGUUCAGGUCUUUUUGAUUAUGGAUAUGAAUUUACGGGAUCAAAUAAAAACAUUGUUAUAACCCCAUUAACCAAUCGUAUAUUUUUAACAUUCACCCAAGCAUUAAUGAUGUGCUUAGGUGGUGCAACUUAUGGUCUUAGUGGAACUGGUAAAACCGAUACUAUUAUGGCUAUGGCAACAAUUUUUGGCAAUAUAUGUAAAGUUAUUAAUUGUAGUGAUGGGUUAGACCAUCAGACAUUUAGUCAGUUUUUAAAUGGAAUUUGCCAAAGUAAAAUUUGGGGAUUGUUUACCAAGUUCACUAGAAUUUCUCAAAAAACAUUGUCUGUUAUAUCAACUUUACUAUUAUCCACGAAAUGGACACUAUUUGGAAACAAAAAUGAAAAUAAUUUCCAGGAAUACAAUUUAAGUAUAAGUCCAAAAAUUGGUAUAUUUAUUACUUUAAAUAUUGAAGAAAUUAAUGUGAAAAAAAAAGAGAUUGAUGAAAUAAUAAAAAGUCAUUUUAGACCAGUUAUUUGUCUUCUCCCAGAUUUUGAACAGAUAUGCUUCACUAUUUUAUAUUCUGAAGGAUUUUUAGAAGCUAAAGUGAGGUCUUCGAAAAUAAUUAUUCUGAAUUAA